Molecule: messenger RNA, 1045 nt
Organism: Saccostrea cuccullata (small rock oyster)
Lineage: Eukaryota; Metazoa; Mollusca; Bivalvia; Ostreida; Ostreidae
Exons: 3
Coding region: 35-913 (292 amino acids)
Source: RefSeq, a predicted model, not a curated record
AAAUUCGAUCGCCAAGGGAAGUUUUGUUGUCAAGAUGGAUAUCUGGUUGAAAGAUAAAUCCUUUCAGACAAAGGACCCAAGCAGUAAAUGUGACUUCUGCUACCAGUCUGGGGUGCCUGUUAAACCUCUGUUAUGCAACAAGCAUUUCUAUUGUAGCGUCUGUGAAAAGUUCGCUCCUAAGUUUUGCAAGAGAGCCGAUUUUACGUGCAGUCGUUGUUCCACUAAAACCAACAUCCAACAUCAAAGAAUAAAUUUAGAUUUCAGUCCUAACAAUGUAUUCUCGGAGCACACAGGGAAGAAAAAACCUGAAUUUAAAGAAGUGGCAAUUGCAAUGGAAGGUGGCACUAUACUCAGUUUUGGUGAUCCCGAUCAAGAUUCUGAUGACGAUUUGGAGGGAAACAACGUAGAGUGGGAUCAUUUGUUGCAGUCGAUGACUUCUCCACAGCCAAACCUGGAAACAGAAAGAAGGAGUAGCGAACAAAUCAAAAGAAAUCACAGACACGUUCUGUCAUGCGCGGACGGUCCUGAGAGUCAAGAAUCAGCUGUGAUUCGUGGGUUUAAGGAAUCACGUGAUGAAGUAAAUAAUCAGAACACCUCUCUGAGAUCUUCAGAACAUUAUAGACGGGGUAAUACCCAAAAGUCGGAAUCUAUGAACGAGAAAAUUACGAAAAAACAGGAAAAGGGAUCAUCGACCGUCAAAACCACGAGAGUGAAAGAGGUUAAGGAAGAAGAAGAAAGGGGCUCAUCGCCCGUCAAAGGAUUGAGGCCGAAGUUUUCCCGCUUUGAGACGCUCCCCGGAGAAUUUUCUGAGGACGAGAAUGACUUCAGUCCUAUUGGCGAUGUGGAAGGACCGGAAGUGAGUGAUGGCGAGGGUUACCAUGGUGACUCAGAAGAGGACUUUUGGGUUUUCUAGCCACUGAAAAAAUUCCUUUAUGUAAAAAAUAGAUAUUUAAGUUUUUACUAUGUAAAUAUAAAAUAGAUUAUGUUUGUUCAAAAAUCAGAAGUCAUUUACAUAUUAAUAAAGUAAAAUGUAUUUAUAUUUGAA